Messenger RNA from Clarias gariepinus (North African catfish), 1352 nucleotides. RefSeq names its product stomatin-like protein 2, mitochondrial. The coding region runs from base 124 to 1212 and encodes 362 amino acids. The record is from RefSeq and is a predicted model, not a curated record. Gene Ontology annotation, cellular component: membrane. Lineage: Eukaryota; Metazoa; Chordata; Actinopteri; Siluriformes; Clariidae. The transcript has 10 exons.
UGCAACGUUACGCCAGUGCAGGUGUGAAGAGAAAGAGCCGUGUGUGUGAAAGUCAAGGUUUAAACCGUGAAUUUAUUACUCAUUAUUGCUAAGAGGGAAAUUUUUCUUAUAAAUUAGUACAGUAUGCUGAGGACGGUGGUGUGUCGGGCCGGAAGUGGGCUUUUAAAGCAACCAUGCCGGACCGCCCCGGUGUUGUGGGGGACUCGAGCUCAUCAGCAGCGCUGGGCCUCCAGCCUUCCCAUGAACACGGUGAUCCUGUUUGUGCCGCAGCAGGAAGCCUGGGUGGUGGAGAGGAUGGGCCGCUUCCACAGAAUCCUCGAACCGGGGCUGAAUUUAUUAAUCCCGAUUCUGGACAGAAUUCGCUACGUGCAGAGUCUUAAAGAGAUCGUGAUCGACGUACCCGAGCAGUCUGCUGUAUCUCUGGACAACGUGACGCUACAGAUCGAUGGAGUUCUGUACCUGAGGAUACUCGACCCCUUUAAGGCCAGUUACGGAGUCGAGGACCCCGAGUAUGCAGUGACACAGCUGGCUCAGACCACCAUGAGAUCGGAGUUAGGAAAACUUACUCUGGAUAAAGUUUUCAGGGAGAGAGAGUCACUGAACGCCAACAUCGUUCACUCCAUCAACCAGGCGUCGGACGACUGGGGGAUUCGCUGCCUCCGCUACGAGAUCAAGGACAUUCACGUUCCACCGCGCGUCAAAGAGUCCAUGCAGAUGCAGGUGGAAGCGGAGCGGAAGAAGAGAGCGACUGUGCUGGAAUCCGAGGGGACGAGAGAGUCGGCCAUCAACGUGGCAGAGGGACGCAAGCGAGCGCAGAUUCUGGCUUCUGAGGGAGAGAAAGCGGAGCAGAUCAACAUAGCUGCAGGAGAGGCUAAUGCUUUGUUGGCUAAAGCAGAAGCUAAAGCGCAGGCCAUUAGGAUUCUCUCUGAUGCACUGAGUCAGCAGAACGGAAACGCAGCGGCGUCUUUCAGCGUUGCCGAGCAGUACGUCUCCGCUUUCUCUAACCUCGCAAAACAGUCGAACACGGUCAUCCUGCCGUCCAACACGGGAGACGUGUCCAGUAUGGUCACACAGGCCAUGGCUAUUUACGGGACUUUAUCUAAGACACAAAGCCCGGCCUCAUUGGAGGUGAAGCCCAUACCUGAAGAUGACGACUUCGAGUUUAAACCAUUGCCUGAAAUCUCGAGCCCAGAGUCGACUUCCAGUCAAUAGGAUCAACCUGUGUGUUGUCUUUCUGUUCCCAUGUUUGUACAUUUUUAUGUCGGAAGAUCAAAUAUUUCAAAACAUUUGCUGUUCUGUUCAGUUCAAGAAAACCUACAGCUACAUAUAAAUAAAGAAUAUUUUCCCCCCGA